AUGAGCUCUUUGUGCCUGUUACCUACAAACAACAGGCUGUGUUCUCAAGAGAAGAGAUCACAGAACCUUUAUCAAGGGCGCGGCGAACCGGCGGACUGUCGGCGGGAAGGAGGAAAGGGCAAAAACACCGGAGAGAGCACCGGCGUCCCCCACCACCAGCGCGGGCGAGGGAAGACUCGGCGCGCAAACUGUCCUGCAGCGGAGUGGCCCGCGGAGGAGCUCGGCACCGCGUUUGGAGAAGGCUACGCGUGGUGA
This is a messenger RNA of Knipowitschia caucasica, 255 nucleotides long. The record is from the annotation of a GenBank genome assembly. Lineage: Eukaryota; Metazoa; Chordata; Actinopteri; Gobiiformes; Gobiidae.